CAUGCUGUGAGUUUUGCGUUAAGUGCACUUAUUUGUUAUUCUCGUUCUUAUGAAGGAAAUCCAGUUAGUGCUUAUACUUGUCACCGGUGUCAGUCUGGUAAUUGUUUCUGCCUCUGAGCAGCAGAUCUCGUAAUUUGCCAGUUGAUCUGUUCAUCAUAUGUUGUGGGUCACAGUUUGGAUACCAGCGCAGGACUUUAUACAUUUCAUCGGGAAAACCUGAUUUUUUUUUUUUUAAUCUUUGCAAAUUAGGCUACACACAUUUUUUUUUUUCUGUGAGGCCCUUCCAUUCCAGCAACAUGAGGCUCAUACCAUCACGAUUGAGUUAUCUAUUCCUUCACCUCUUUGCGUUUUGCUACUAUGCUCAGGUAACCAUUCAGUCCCCGCCUAAUUUUACACAGCAUGUGAGUGAUCAAAGUAAGGUGACGGACCGCGUCAGCCGUAGACUAAUCCGGACCUACCAGCUUUACAGUCGAACCAGCGGCAAGCACGUGCAAGUUCUGGCCAACAAGAAAAUCAACGCAAUGGCCGAGGAUGGUGACGCUCAUGCCAAACUCAUAGUGGAGACGGACACUUUUGGGAGUCGAGUUCGAAUUAAAGGAGCUGAAACGGGAUUCUACAUCUGUAUGAGCAGAAGAGGGAAACUGAUUGGCAAGAGAAACGGUCAGGGGAAAGACUGCAUUUUCACAGAGAUAGUCCUGGAGAACAACUACACAGCUCUGCAGAAUGUGAAGUAUGAAGGCUGGUACAUGGCCUUCACACGCAAAGGCAGACCCCGCAAGGGCUCCAAAACCAGACAACACCAGCGGGAAGUCCACUUCAUGAAGAGGCUGCCCAAGGGACACCAAAUCGCAGAGCACAGACCCUUUGAUUUCAUCAACUACCCUUUCAACAGACGGACUAAACGCACCCGGACAACUCAGGAGAGCGUUGAAGAGUGAAG
Molecule: messenger RNA, 940 nt
Organism: Sinocyclocheilus rhinocerous
Lineage: Eukaryota; Metazoa; Chordata; Actinopteri; Cypriniformes; Cyprinidae
Product: fibroblast growth factor 8-like
Exons: 5
Coding region: 297-938 (213 amino acids)
Molecular function (GO): growth factor activity
Source: RefSeq, a predicted model, not a curated record